Messenger RNA from Mya arenaria, 1578 nucleotides. RefSeq names its product adenosine deaminase AGSA-like. NCBI's taxonomy places the organism in Eukaryota, Metazoa, Mollusca, Bivalvia, Myida, Myidae. Gene Ontology annotation, biological process: inosine biosynthetic process; adenosine catabolic process. The record is from RefSeq and is a predicted model, not a curated record. The coding region runs from base 84 to 1247 and encodes 387 amino acids. Gene Ontology annotation, molecular function: adenosine deaminase activity. The transcript is spliced from 7 exons.
UAAUAAUCAGCUGUUCACUUUUUUAGUUGUCAUAUGAUUAAUUUACACAUUUUAGGGGAGUUUCUGCAUGUAAAUCUGUGAAAAUGGAAUACGUUAACUUUAUUCUGUGUGUGGCAAUUGUAAUAAUGGCUAGAUCAUUCGGUGUUUCAUUCAAAACUGUUUCGGGAGGACCAAUUUUCGUUUCAGAGAUGUCAAUGGACAGUGUAUACAAAGGUUCAAAGUUCAGUAAUGACAAAGAUUACAUGCAGAAAAGACAACUUUUUAUUGACACAGAGGCCCAGGAACGGGUUGGUGGUGAAAUAGUGAUGAACCUGGACGAAAAAGCACUAAACAAUAGAAUCUUGGCAAUGAAAAAGAAAGAGUAUGAUGCAGCCCAUUAUCAGGGCGGUUCGUUUGCUCCACAAAUUAACUUCCUUCAAUCCAAACCGUUGUAUGAAAAAAGUGAUAUCUUCAAAUUGAUUCAGAAAAUGCCAAAAGGUGGUGCACUCCACUUACAUGACGUAUCAAUAACGGACGUAAACUGGCUCGUUGGUAACGUAACGUACCGAGACCACUGCUACAUGUGUAACGACGUUAACGCCAACGACAGCAUCGUCUUCCACUUCUUCCAGAAUCCGCCAUCAAACCCUGGGUGUCCCUGGAAGUUGGUAAACGAUGUCCGGGCGAAGUCCAAUAAUGUCACAGCUUUUGAUCAAAUGCUGCUUGAGAGCAUGGUGAUGACGCCUGAACUGGCUGACGCGGACAUUAACGUGAUAUGGAAGGCGUUCACGGGCGCCCUCACCCGCGCUGAUGGCCUCAUUUCCUACAGGUCCGUCUUCAGGGAUUACUUUUAUGAGGCAUUGACAGAGUUCCAGGCAGAUAAUGUACAGUACAUUGAGUUGCGCGCGGUUUUUCCUGGGGUAUAUGAGCUGAACGGUACGAUCAUUGCGCCCCACGACGUGAUGCAGAUCUACAAGGACACCAUCAAGGAGUUCAAACACGACAAUCACGACUUCACAGGCGCCAAGAUCAUCCAAACGAAUAGCAGGGUGUAUAACAACUCGUAUAUCCUGGAUGACAUCAAGACGUCGGUUGAGAUGCUGGCGGCGUUUCCGGAGCACUUCGCGGGUUACGACCUGGUGGGACAAGAGGACCCGGGCCGCACACUGCUGUCGUACCUAGACGAACUGCUCUACCCGUCCACCCUAGACCCACCCGUCAACCUUCCAUACUUCUUCCAUGCUGGAGAGACCAUUACAGCGCGAUGACUGACGCGGAGAAAAUGGUAGCCAUCAAGGCGUGGGAGGCGAAGUGGAACGCGUUUGUUCGGGCUGCUCUCCAUGACACCGGUCCGGCCGCGUGAUUCGCACGUGCUUGAUUUACACCAUGUGCAUUAAACAUCACUUAAAUUAUGUUUUUACCUAUUUUCUUCAUUUAAUAUCAAUCAUGUUUGUAUUUUACAUUACUAUCUUGGAUCUGGCCCCAAUUUCUCGAAAGUUCGUAAGCGUACCAAGCGAGAGUAGCUUAUUUGAUAAGUCGAAUUUCAGUAAACAGAGUCACUGCAAACGUGUUACAUGUAUUGAACUCAAUGUCAUUCAC